AUGUCAACUGACCGUAUCACCAAUGAUGAUUUGUACACACACAUGUUGAUGCAGUGGGGACAGUUUAUUGACCAUGAUAUGGAUUUAGCACCUCAAGCAAUCAGCUAUGCCAGAUUUAGUGAUGGUCGGCGCUGCAAUGAGACGUGUGAGAACACCAACCCCUGCUUCCCUAUUGCUGUCCCUGCUUCUGAUCCCCGAAUUCAGAAUCGCGAAUGUCUGGGCUUCACCCGUAGUAGUGCCACAUGCAACACAGGUUCAACAUCACUUUUCUUCAAUACAGUGGCUCCCCGCCAGCAAGUGAACGCCCUGACAGCAUUCAUAGAUGCUAGUAAUGUGUAUGGCAACAGUGACAGGAUGGCUAGCAACUUGAGGAAUUUGGCCAGUAACCGAGGCUUGCUCAGAGAAGGUCCUGCUAGUGUGGGAAAUAAGAGACUGCUCCCAUUUGAUGACGAUACUUUAGAACAUAUCGACUGCCAGAUUGAGCCAAGCAAACAGCAUGUUCCUUGUUUCCGUGCUGGGGAUCCCAGAGCUAAUGAGCAGCUGGCUCUAACAGCCAUGCACACACUGUGGAUGAGAAGGCAUAACCACAUCGCUUCAGUUCUCAACAGAAUUAACCCCCACUGGGAUGGGAAUAAGAUAUAUCAUGAGGGAAGGAAAAUAGUUGGCGCUUUGAUGCAGCACAUUACAUACACCCACUGGCUUCCUAAGAUUAUCGGUCCCAAAGGAAUGGCAAUGAUGGGAGCUUACUCUGGUUAUAAGCCUAAUGUGAAUCCUUCAGUCGCCAACGAAUUUGCUGUGGCAGCUCUGCGGUUUGGCCACACUCUUGUCCAGCCGGUGAUAUUCCGCCUGAAUGAGUCUUUCCAUGAGGUGGAAGAGGGACACUUGCCACUCCACCAGGCUUUCUUCUCUCCUUACCGACUCUUGGAGGAGGGAGGCAUUGAUCCUCUUCUCAGAGGAAUGUUUGGGAGGGCAGCCAAAAAACGCAUGCCAGGCGAGUUCUUUAACUCUGAGCUCACGGAGAAACUCUUCAAGUUAGCGAAUGCUAUUGGUCAAGAUCUAGCCUCUCUGAACAUACAAAGAGGGCGAGACCAUGGUAUUCAGUUCUACAAUGAUUACAGGGAGCAUUGUGGCUUGUCUAGAGCGACUACAUUUGAAGAUCUGAGUGCAGAGAUACAACACAGAGAUACCCGAGAUAAACUACAGGCUCUCUAUGGACAUCCAGAUAAUAUUGACCUUUUCAUUGGAGGGCUCAUGAAACCCUUGUGGAAGGUGCCAAGGUCGGACCAACAUUUUUGUGCAUUAUAGCAGACCAGUUCCCGACUGAGAGAUGGAGAUAGGUUCUGGUAUGAGAAAAGUGGCGUGUUCACUCCUGAGCAGUUGGUGUCCAUCAGCAGACGUCACUCAUCGGUGCUGUGCGAGAAUAGUGACGGCAUCACCAGAGUCCAGGCUGACGUUUUCUUGAGGGUGGACAAUGACAGCGAGUACUUGGACUGUGAGCAGAUUCCCAAACUGGAUCUGAGACAGUGGACAGAUUGCUGUGAAGACUGCAGGACACGGGCAACUCUUGCAUCCUUUGCUGCUCGCAUCAGAGGCAGGAGGUCCACAGAAUAUAGCUACCCACAUGAAAGACCUGUUGAAUAUCAGGCGCAGAGAAAUGAAUCCCUCCCA
This is a messenger RNA of Aplysia californica (California sea hare), 1668 nucleotides long. Its product is annotated as thyroid peroxidase-like protein. Gene Ontology annotation, molecular function: heme binding; peroxidase activity. Lineage: Eukaryota; Metazoa; Mollusca; Gastropoda; Aplysiida; Aplysiidae. The record is from RefSeq and is marked provisional. Gene Ontology annotation, biological process: response to oxidative stress.